This is a messenger RNA of Lithohypha guttulata, 999 nucleotides long. RefSeq lists its product as uncharacterized. NCBI's taxonomy places the organism in Eukaryota, Fungi, Ascomycota, Eurotiomycetes, Chaetothyriales, Trichomeriaceae. The transcript has a single exon. Bases 1 to 999 code for a protein of 332 amino acids. The record is from RefSeq and is a predicted model, not a curated record.
AUGGCAGCCUCUCAGAAUGAUCUACUAAGACUACCAGCCGAGAUUCGUCUCAUGAUAUACGGGAAUCUCUGCCCAAGCAUAGGAGAAACCAACAACGAUACCCUACCACUUUUACAAACAUGCAAAGCAACCUACAUGGAAGUGUUACCAUUGGUAUACCAGAAAAAGCUCGUGGUUGUUGACUGCCCAGCCACCAACCCCCUCAAAGAGCUUCGAAAACUCAUCUCGGGCAAGAAAUUUGGCACCGUCAUUUCACAGACAUCUGAUAUCGCUAAUACUCCAUCUUUCCACUUCUGCCCAGCCACUCGCAUCCGUCACCUUGAAAUCCGCUUCCCACCAAUACUGAAGAGGAAACGAGCGGUCCAAAUCAGUAGCGACACCAACGACUACGCAGCUGUAGGUAGCUACCACCAUUCUACCAUCAACCUGCCAGCCGUAGUCGCGUUAUUACGAGAUAACUUCCCUCAACUACAAACCCUUGUGAUCAGAGCUCACCGGUUCGGCGACCUGAUCAACGACGAAACCGGCGUGCCGCACUGGUGGGUCGUCACGCCGCUCUGCUGCCUGAGUCGGCAGAAACGUCUCGCCAAUCUUGCUUUUAAGACUACUAUUGGGCCCAAGAUUGAUUUGGACCUUCUCCCACCGGGCAGAGAUGCUGCGCUCGUUCCUCUGCAGGAGAUCAUCCGAGCUCAAGAUUUCUACACGCGCACAUAUGCUGCGUACCUCUGUGCCUUGGGAUGGGUUCUUCAGUAUAGUCUGAUGGAGUUGUCGGGGGAGAUUGGCUGGUUGGUAGAUGGAGAACCCACCAUCAUUGGUGUGCCAUAUGAGCAUCAGGAGUGCCCACUGCAUGACUCUGGGCCCGAGGAUGCCGCGACGAUGGUUUUGAAGGGCAUGGUCCCUAUCUUGCAAUGGUUUGGGGUUCUUUGCGAAAGGAGAGCUGUGGAACCGUGGGUUCAGUUCUUAUCGCCCGCUCCAAGAUAUUCUUUGCGGCCUCGGUAG